GCGGAGAGCGUCUCUUUCUCCUUCCCCUCCCUCUUUCCACGACACCAAAAGAAACCGAAAACCAUCGACGCGCUCCGUCCACCCUCCCCUACCCCGCGUCCUCCUCCCCUACGCCUCCCAGCCCAGCGGCAAAACCUAACCCUAGAUGGGCGCCGUCACCUCUACGGUCGCGGCGCGCUUUGCCUUUUUCCCGCCGAGCCCGCCGUCGUACGGGUUCGAGCAGCCGGCGCCGCUUCCGGCCCCUGCCACACCCGAGCCUCCGGCCCCGGCCACAUCCAAGCCGCCGCCUCCGGCCCCGGCCACACCCAAGCCGCCGCCAGCGGGGGAGGAGAAGGGCGGUGGCGCGGUGGUGGAGCUCACGGGCGUCCCGCGGAGGGUUAACGUGGAGGCGCGGCGGCUGCGGACGAAGCGGGGCACGGAGGUGGUCGCGAUGCACGUGCGCCAGGCGGGGGCCAAGCUCACGCUGCUCUACUCCCACGGCAACGCCGCCGACCUCGGCCAGAUGUACGAGCUCUUCGUCGAGCUCAGCGCCCACCUCAACGUCAACCUCAUGGGGUAUGACUAUUCUGGUUAUGGGCAAUCUACUGGGAAGCCUAGUGAACAAAACACUUAUUCUGACAUAGAAGCUGUAUACAGAUGCCUCAUAGAAACCUAUGGAGCUUCUGAGGAUAAUAUCAUUCUUUAUGGACAAUCAGUGGGCAGUGGUCCUACUUUGGAUUUAGCAUCCCGAUUAACUCGUUUAAGAGCAGUUGUUCUACAUAGCCCAAUUUUGUCUGGCUUAAGAGUGAUGUAUCCUGUAAAACAUACAUACUGGUUUGACAUAUACAAGAACAUCGACAAAAUUCCAUUAGUCAGGUGUCCUGUGUUAGUGAUACAUGGUACAGCAGAUGAGGUUGUUGACUGUUCCCAUGGGCGGUCACUGUGGGAACUUGCUGAAGUGAAGUACGAGCCGCUGUGGAUCAAAGGCGGAAACCACUGCAACCUAGAACUGUACCCGGAAUACAUCAAACAUCUGAAGAAGUUCGUUGGAGCCAUAGAGAAAUCGCCACCCCCACCUCCGAUCGACGAGUGCAUGGAGAGCUCAGGCCCGUCGGAUUGUACCCCAGCAGAACCCGAGUGUACAGCGGACUCAAGGAAGAGCACGGACUGCAGGGACAAAGCAAGGCCAAGCAUAGAUCAGAGACAAAGCACGGACCGGCGGGACAAGCCGAGGGGCAGUACGGAUAGGAGGGACAAGACGAGGAAGAGCGUGGACCAUCCCGAGAAGCCGCGGGCUAGCGUCGAUCAACCGGAUCGGCCGAGGAAAAGCAUCGACCGGUUUGGAGGCAUGAUGAAGUCGGUGAGGCUGUGCAAUAUCGACUGCUUCAAAGUGACAGCAACCUCUGGGAGCUGAAGAGAAGGAACGGAUGGAUAGUAGCAGGAAAGGUUAGUGUUGGGUGCCGUCUGUAUGUAUUCUUCCCUUCGUGUAACUUAUUCAAUUGGGUGAUUGGUUUGGCCGCAGUAGAAGGCGUGUUUUUGUUUUCUUUUUCUUCGCUCCUUCCUCAUACAAUUACAAUGGUGUUGUUUCCGUUGGGCUGUUCUUUUUAACAUGAGAUGAAAUAAUAAUCUUGUUGAUAAA
Molecule: messenger RNA, 1618 nt
Organism: Zea mays
Lineage: Eukaryota; Viridiplantae; Streptophyta; Magnoliopsida; Poales; Poaceae
Exons: 6
Coding region: 146-1393 (415 amino acids)
Source: RefSeq, marked validated